AAGUGGGGUGGGGGUCGCGAGAGAAAGUCAACCUGCGGAUACCAGCGGGCCGGCUCACCUUACACGAGAGCUGUGGCGGCCACGGUCGUCCCGCGCGUGCCACUAUUAUGUGACGAGUGGAGCGGAGAAGAAGAAAGUAUUGUCGACCCCGCUGCGGCCAUGUUGUCUUUGCGCAUUGUUGUUGUUUUUGUGGCGACGACCUGUUGUUGUCACCUCAUGCUGUUCCUCUGCCACCUGCCCCGAGUCCACGCCAGUCACAACAAGCCGGCCAACAGGUGGCUGAUUGGUGACAGAGACAGCCAGUGCGGUGGAGCCUGUACGCGGCCGCAGGGAAAGCCAGUGUGCGGCUCGGAUGGACGGAGCUAUGACAACGGGUGCGAGCUGCAGAGAGCGCGUUGCAAAGACAAGAGCCUAACGCUGGCGCACCGAGGCCGCUGUCGAGGAAGAAAUUGGACGAAAGUGGAGCAGUCAGCAGUGGCGCUCUCACCAACGCCCCCAUCAGUCGGUAGAGAGUCUGUGCAAACAGAUGAGGGUCAGUCCAAGUGUCGUGUUGAGAGGAACCAGGCUUUGGAGCAAGCCCGAAGGCCUCAAGAGUCCAUGUUUGUUCCAGAAUGCAACGAGGACGGCUCGUUUGCGCAGGUGCAGUGUCACACUCUGACAGGCUACUGCUGGUGUGUCACCGCCGAUGGAAAGCCAGUGAGCGGCUCCUCGGUGCACAACAGGACUCCGGUGUGUUCAGGAAACUUCCAUGAGUUUUUGGGAACUUACGGCGGGACAAGCGCAUUGACAGGAUCAGCGACAGACCGACCGCCCGGACCGGCAAACUCUGGUCGAAAAGUCUCUUUCCGUUUCUUUCUCACCCUCAAUCCAGACGACGGUUCAAAGCCUACGCCCACCAUGGAGACCCUCGUCCCCCCCGAAGGCGAUGAGAUAACUGCCCCUACGCUGUGGAUCAAACAGUUGGUUUACAAAGAGAACAAACAGAACAGCUCCACAUCCAGGAAGCAAGAGAAAAUUCCCUCUUGCGACCAGGAGCGACAAAGCGCCCUGGACGAGGCUCGGCAAAACCCCCGCGAGGCAGUCUUCAUACCAGACUGCGGCCCCGGCGGCCUCUACAAGGCUGUUCAGUGUCACCAGUCCACCGGCUACUGUUGGUGCGUGCUGGUAGACACCGGACGACCCAUUCCAGGAACUUCCACCAGGUACCAGACACCAGAAUGUGACAACGCCGCACUCUCUCGCAGCUCCGACACCGAAGACCUGUUCCAGGGCCGAGACCUGACAGGCUGCCCUGAAGGGAAAAAAGUGGAAUUUAUUACGAGCUUGUUGGACGCCCUGACCACAGACAUGGUUCAAGCUAUUAACUCACCAGCCCCCUCUGGUGGAGGGAGGUUCGUAGAGCCCGACCCCACCCACACGCUGGAAGAGCGGGUGGUGCACUGGUACUUCGCCCAGUUGGAUGCCAAUGGCAGCCGAGAUGUUGGCAAAAAGGAGCUGAAACCUUUCAAGAGGUACCUGAAGAAGAAAGCCAAGCCCAAGAAGUGCGCCCGCAAGUUCACCGACUACUGUGACUUGAACAAGGACAAGGCCAUCUCACUGCACGAGCUCAAGGGCUGCCUUGGAGUCGGCAAGGAUGGUGGUUCAACAGCAAACGGCAACUAUGGGACAAGGCAAGGAACAAAAGUGUUCAUAGGUCGUCUGGUGUGAGAGGAGAUCGUUCCAGGAGCCGAGCAGAGGGCAGAGGACAUAGAAGGAAGGCAUCAGAACGCUCGCCUGACGGUGAAAAAAAGAAAGACAUAUCGGAGAGAAAAUAACUUCCUGACUUGUUUUCGUACAGACACACACACACAAACAGAAGAAAACGCAGCAGCGCCAAAAUAUUUGCACUUUCUCCUCCCUGUGUUUGACAUGUUAUGUUUAUAUUUUGGAUUGUCUGUGCUUUGAAGUGACUGAAAAAAAAGUGUGAGAAUAUGUACGUUAAAUCAGCGUAUAACAAGUGGAGUAUGUGCACAAAGUUAGCAGUUAGAAGGCUAAAAUGCACAUUGAUCUCAUCUAGGGAUGGGCAGAAUACAUCAAUUAAUCGAUUGUUAAAUUUGCGCAGAAGGUGCGUUACCUAAGAAAAAGUCCAUUAUACCAUUUUAUGAAAAUAUUUUUGGAAAAUUCGAAUCGAUCGUAAAGAGUUUUAUAGAUUUUGUGAAAUCAUAUCUCGAUGAAUUGUAUGCACUAUGAUCAUCUACACACCCAAACAGGAGUGCAGAACAUUCCGACUGUAAUUUUGUUCUUGCCCAUCCCUACUAGCAACGGCGAAGGAAUGUUUCUUGUACAUAUAAACAUGCGUAUUAGAAUUAAACUGUGACUCUUGACGUUGAAUUCAUCAGCACGGGCGUUUAGCUGUAUGGAUCCCCUUGCACUGUUAAUAGGGUUGCAAAGGGGUGGAAAAUUCCGGUGAAUUUCUUUGGGAAUUCAAGUGGGAGAAUUGGGAAUAUAUUCCUAAUCAGACUGUUUUAUUAAUGAGAAUUUACGGCAAUUAUUCAUAAAACGGUAUCACUAUUACGCUUGCCGUUGUCUUUCAACAUUUUUAAAAACUUAGGCUCUUUAUAUGAAAACUUUUAUUAUUUUUAAUGUUAAAAAAAGAUUCAAUAUUGACAUAAAAUGCCAUUAAAGAAUAUUGAAAACUGUAUACUGUGCCCUCCAUAAUUAUUGGCACCCCUGAAAAAGAUGUGUUUUUUAGCUUCUAAUAUAUAUAUUUUUUUAAUU
Messenger RNA from Corythoichthys intestinalis (scribbled pipefish), 2757 nucleotides. RefSeq names its product SPARC related modular calcium binding 1 (gene smoc1). The coding region runs from base 160 to 1707 and encodes 515 amino acids. Gene Ontology annotation, cellular component: basement membrane. NCBI's taxonomy places the organism in Eukaryota, Metazoa, Chordata, Actinopteri, Syngnathiformes, Syngnathidae. The record is from RefSeq and is a predicted model, not a curated record. The transcript is spliced from 15 exons. Gene Ontology annotation, biological process: extracellular matrix organization. Gene Ontology annotation, molecular function: protein binding; extracellular matrix binding; calcium ion binding.